Messenger RNA from Trichoderma asperellum CBS 433.97, 1168 nucleotides. Lineage: Eukaryota; Fungi; Ascomycota; Sordariomycetes; Hypocreales; Hypocreaceae. The record is from RefSeq and is a predicted model, not a curated record.
UGGCGAUAUCAGCAGUGACCUUUCAAGCAAUUCUUCCAAAUAUCGCACACAUAUCAAUUUUCUGGAGGUUGCGAUUUCAUGUUGACAAACUAAACCAUGGCCGUUAAAAUUUGAAGUUUCUUUUCUUCGCGGUCCCAGUAGCAGCAUAAAUUCAAGUUUGGGAGCAAUGUGGUGGAAUUGGCUGGGCUGGCCCAACUACAUGCGUUGCUGGCGCGACCUGUGUGGCCUAUAUGACAACAGCAACCAUCAGUUUUGUUACCUCUGCCGCCCAAUCGUCCACAUCGAUUCCUGGAACUCAAGCAACGACUGCCGCGGUAUGCUCUGCAUUACCACUUCCAUAUCCCUUAAGGCCAAUUCUAAGCUAAACGACCUGUUCAAAAUGUAUAAUGGAGAUAGGAUAACUACAAAAGAUCAAUUCCAGUACUGGCAAACCGAAAUUUCUCAGCUACUCCAACGAUAUGAGCUUGGAACACUGCCAGGAUGCCCUGCCAGCCUUUUGCCAUUUGUUUCGGGAAAUACAUUGACAAUCAACUGUGGAAACUCUGGAAAGUCAAUGUCAUUGUCCGUAACAAUUACUUAUCCUUCCUCAGGAACGGCUCCCUAUCCUACAAUCCUUGUUUAUGGUGGCGGUAGUCUGCCAGCACCUUCUAGAGUUACCAUGAUUGACUUCAACAAUGAUGAUCUGGCAGCCCAAGUCGGUACUAGCAGUAGAGGUCAAGGAAAGUUCUAUACUCUCUAUCGAAGUGGGCAUUCUGUAGGUGCAACGACAGCAUGGGCUUGGGGCGUCAGCCGAGUAAUUGACGCCCUCGAACAAGUGACAACGGCAAGGAUUGAUACCACAAAAAUUGGGGUGACAAGAUGUUCGCUCAACGGGAAGGAAUCGGGUGCUGGUGAAUCAAUAUGUUGGAGGGUUUUAGAUCCCUUAAAAUAUCAAGGUGCAAAUAUCCAGAUCGAAUCUGAAAUUAUAGGAGAAGAUCCUUGGUUUUCAGCUUCUUUCAACAGUUAUGUUAACCAGGUACCAGUUUUACCAUUUGACCACCAUUCCCUGAGUUGUUUCAGAUGUAUGUCAACGGCACAUAUAGCAUGGCAAGCUCUUGGAGCCUCAGACCACAUGGGCUAUUCUCAGAUUAGAGCUCACGCACACUAUGCCUUCCCAUGGAAUCAAUAA